This is a messenger RNA of Penicillium diatomitis, 1902 nucleotides long. Its product is annotated as Zn(II)2Cys6 transcription factor. Lineage: Eukaryota; Fungi; Ascomycota; Eurotiomycetes; Eurotiales; Aspergillaceae. Gene Ontology annotation, molecular function: DNA-binding transcription factor activity, RNA polymerase II-specific; zinc ion binding; sequence-specific DNA binding. The transcript has 3 exons. Gene Ontology annotation, biological process: positive regulation of transcription by RNA polymerase II. The record is from RefSeq and is a predicted model, not a curated record. Bases 1 to 1902 code for a protein of 633 amino acids.
AUGACUAUGUCGCCAACAUUGAAACAACGACAGGUUGCUUGCGCACGUUGUUUUCGUUUGAAGCGAAAAUGUGACCACGUCAAGCCUGAGUGUGGCGAGUGUCGCCGUAAAGGUGCAGAGUGCUUGCCUGCUAAAUCUCGAAAGUCGGGUGAAAACGUCACUAUCCCAGUCGCAUACCUAAAGGACCUCGAAAAGCAGGUAGUUGAACUAGCGCAUCGUCUGUCAGCGGUAUCACAGACAUCUGGCUUUUGUGAUCUGAACGUACAAACUGAACCCAUCGAGUCUGACGGCGAAGCGUUGGCUGCGGUUUCACCCGACAAUUCGUCAUUUCAUACGAGUGCCUUGAAUCGAAGCAUAUCACCGUUGCUCUGCUCUGGCACGAACAUGCCAUAUGCGGAAGACCAACUUUCAUCUUCCGUUUUAUCGUCAUAUCCGCUUGGCCAAAGCUCUCAUUUCCUGAAGACCGCGGUGGGUGGAUUUCUUUGCCAUGAUGGUCUGAAGCCUUCAAAUCUCGGGCUGGAUUCUGUGUGGCUGAGAGACUUAUAUGCCAACCUGUUCUUCGCAAUAUCCAACUGGGAGUGGCCAAUCUUGGACGAAGUCAUCUGGAAGGAAUGGUGUAGCGAGCAAGGCGCGAGUGGACAAGAAUGGCAGUCCUUUUUUCUCCACAUGGUAUAUGCAAUCGGCGCCUCUCUGUGCUGCACCAUGCACAAAGAUUCUACCCACUUGGAGCGAUCGGAAGAGCUCUUCAAAAAUGCCAAGACCAAGUAUCACUUGGUGAUGAGCCAGCCCUCGAUGACCUUGCAUGUACAAGCAUCGCUUCUGCUGGUCGUCUAUGCAUUGCAUUCACCGUCUUCGGAAGAAAUUUCAUUUAUCAUAACCUCCAUAUUGCCGUUCUGCACGAACACAAUGGCUCGUGCUCGAACGACCGAGCGGAAUGAACGCGGUGAGCACCGGGGUUCAAGAUUCGGAUCGACGACAUCGGAAAGCUUAUUCAUAUCUUGCUAUAUGCUGAAUGAGAUCAUCUCUUCCGGAUGGUGCAGGCCUGAACUAGCAUCACACCAGAUAGCGGAGAACGAUCUCUGCGCUCUAGGCGACAUCAUCCAGCACGCAGACAACGCAGAUCCCGCGCGGAACCACCUGUUCCGCUUACGCAAGAUUCAAAACAAAAUCAGGAAGCUUUCAGAGCAAUCGAGGUGGCAGAUUUUCGAAGAAAAGAAUAUUCUGAGCUCAUCUCUCAAAUCCGCUCUCUUCAUCUGGAAGCAGGAUAUACCACACUACGGGACACCGAGCAUUUCGGGUGGAUUCCGUCAUCCAGAUUGGAUGAGAAAUCUAUACGACUAUAGCAUUCUCCUGUUGAUGGAAGAAAGAGAGAACUUCUUCAAUCUGGAAGGGACCGGAGAUAUCUUUGCAGCGGUUGUGGAAGUUUGCGUGCAGUUUCGUCGAUUGCAGGGACAGGGACAUGUGAUGUGUUUUACGUGGUCUGCGCUCGUUUUUCAGUUUCGAACAGCCAUCACGCUGCUCUACCUGAUAUGGGCCGCACCACCUGUGAUACAGAUAAUGAGUGGCCCUGUUCAUCAUUCUUCAGAAGCGAUGGACGCCUGUUCGACGACGCUUGCUUGUUUUGCAAGUCGAUGGAAAGAUGCGAUUCCUUAUUACGAAUUAUUUCAAGUCCUACGUCAUGGUGUCUUUCCAGAAGAUGCAGCGGCUUCGUCAGUAGUAAGCUCUGUCCAAGUCGGGUUCACUGAAGUGAAAGCAUACUUGGAUUUGCUGGUCAACAGACAUCUUCAUCGAGCCGUACAAGCUAUGAUAGAGGAUAUCAUGAUCUCAAAAUUCGGACAGGUCGAGGAAUUCAUGCCUAGGGGCAUGGCGGUCUUUCAGAACUCAGUUGAAAUUCCAAAUUGA